AUGCAGUUAGAUUCCACACAAAUGGGUGGCCAUCGACUUGGCCAUGUUCAGUUCGGCGCGGCCACUUCGGUUACAACGCCAAUGUACUCUGCAACGGCGUCGCCCACGGAAGGACAUGCGUCAUUUGUUGCCAACAACGUUACUAGGAUUCGAAAAGAUGGCUUUGACCUCUCAAUGGGCGGCGUGGCCACAUUGGGUCAGUCUGGUUUGGAAACCAUGUCAUCCAAUUCCAUCGGUGCAGCAUAUGGACAAGCGACGGCGGCCGCGACUUCUCCCAGCGUGGGCGCCAUGUCUCAUCAAGCACCAGGACCUCAACUGCACCAUCAUCACCACCUUCCAGAUCUAGGGCAUCUAUCCAAGUCCAUGCGUCGAGAUGAUGGCAGUGGAGCACCGAGCAUGGUCGGUCAAGUAGGAAUGCCACCACCAGCUCCACGUCCGCGGGGGCCGAAGCUGAAGUUUACCGCCGAGGAUGACCAGCUACUUAUAGAACUAAAGGAGCAAAAGAACUUGACAUGGAAGCAGAUUGCUGACUUCUUCCCUGGCCGUUCUUCAGGGACGUUGCAAGUUCGUUACUGUACCAAGUUGAAGGCGAAGACUACACAGUGGACUGACGAGAUGGAUCACAAGCUUCAUAGUGCAUUGGCCGAUUACGAGAAUGAAAAGUGGCGCAUUGUUGCCCACAAGGUUGGAUCAGGAUUUACACCAGCGGCGUGUAGAGAGCGUGUCUUGGAACUUAUGGGCGCCGACGACCCUGAUGCCACAUGGCAGUCCAUGUCACCAAAGUCCGCCUCAGCUGCUGAGGAAUCAGAUCCGAUGGAGCUACCGCAAAUACACCGGCCGUGGCAUGGAAAGAACGAAUUCUGA
Metarhizium album ARSEF 1941 is the source of this 864-nucleotide messenger RNA. RefSeq names its product MYB DNA-binding domain-containing protein. The record is from RefSeq and is a predicted model, not a curated record. Bases 1 to 864 code for a protein of 287 amino acids. NCBI's taxonomy places the organism in Eukaryota, Fungi, Ascomycota, Sordariomycetes, Hypocreales, Clavicipitaceae. The transcript is spliced from 2 exons.